Aspergillus saccharolyticus JOP 1030-1 is the source of this 997-nucleotide messenger RNA. RefSeq names its product E2 ubiquitin-conjugating protein UBC1. NCBI's taxonomy places the organism in Eukaryota, Fungi, Ascomycota, Eurotiomycetes, Eurotiales, Aspergillaceae. Gene Ontology annotation, molecular function: protein binding. The transcript is spliced from 3 exons. Bases 122 to 862 code for a protein of 246 amino acids. The record is from RefSeq and is a predicted model, not a curated record.
AACUUCGCUUAUACAGCUUGUUGCACUUUGUAUUAUUUUCCCUGCUUCUUUUUAGAGAACUGGGAACUACAAAAUACCUACUACACCCGUCUCCGCAGCAUCCUGUAUUACAUCUCAAGCUAUGGCUUCUAAUCGAGCACGCCGGGUCGCCAAGGAGAUCGCCGACAUCCUUUCGGACACGCACUCGCAGAUCACCGCAGAGCCGGUGGGCAACGACGACGAUAUCACACACCUUCGCGGGACCUUCCCGGGUCCGCCAGGCACUCCGUACGAAGGUGGGAUAUAUGCAGUGGACAUCAAGAUUCCCACGGAAUAUCCAUUCCGGCCCCCGGCGAUGAAGUUCCACACCAAGGUCUGGCAUCCGAAUGUCAGCAGUCAAACGGGUGCCAUCUGCCUCGAUACAUUGUCGUCCGCGUGGUCGCCCGUCCUGACCAUCAAGUCGGCACUCCUCUCCCUGCAGUCGUUACUGAGCACGCCCGAACCCAAGGACCCUCAAGACGCGGAGGUCGCCACGAUGUUGUUGCGCAACCCGAAGGAGUUCGAGCGAAAGGCUCAGGAGUGGGCGGUGGUAUACGCGGGGGCACCCAGGAAACACGCCGGCGAGGGCAGUGGCGGCGCCACCGAUGAGACCCUGCGCGAGCUGGAGCUCAAGUCCAAGGCCGAGCAGGAGCAGGAGGACUUAGCCAAGUACGAUGGGUAUAAUAAAGACCUGAUCGACCGCUUCUGCAGUAUGGGCUUCGAUGUCGACCGCGUGGUCGCUGCAUUCAAGUACUAUGGGAUCGACCGCAAUGGCGGGGAGGACUAUGAGCUGGAAGCGGCGUACAUGGGGGAUGUGACUGCACGGCUGUUGGGUGAGCCAUAACGUUAGUAGACAUAGCAUGAGCGAUAGGUUUUGAUUGUUUAGUCGAGCGCUGUCCUUAUUCGAUUCGAAUGGUCUCCUCUCAUAUAGUAUCUGAAUGUUCGUCAGGUUAGCCAUAACCAAUGCAUUGUGAAAGUG